Molecule: messenger RNA, 253 nt
Organism: Aspergillus costaricaensis CBS 115574
Lineage: Eukaryota; Fungi; Ascomycota; Eurotiomycetes; Eurotiales; Aspergillaceae
Exons: 1
Coding region: 79-243 (54 amino acids)
Source: RefSeq, a predicted model, not a curated record
AGAGUAUCCCGAUGCUUGUCGGAAGGUAUGUAUGAAAGAGGGGGGUGGACAUGAAGUUCAACUAGCGAUCAAUAAUAAAUGUUGGGUUCUGAUAGCCGGGCUUCUUCUCCGGCCACCCUUGCUUACUCACCUACCUUUAGUCUGCAGAGCGCGCGCGGGACAAGAAGGAAUAGCGUGGCAGCUGGAUUCUUUCUAACGUCUGUGCCCCCCAACUGGGUCGUAGGGUGGAAUUGCCCGGGUUAGUGAACACUGG